AUGUUCUACUGGUUCGAAUUCUCUAACCUAUUCAUAGUGACUUGGUUGGAGCUGGCGAACAUUGUACAGGCAGCCAAAGGGGGAACAUUCCAGGACGCUGUUGAGAUCUUCAGAAUGAUGCCUUGCGUUGGAUAUUUAUUACUUGCAAUGUCCAAAUCUUACAUGAUCGAAAUACAUCGUCCCGUGUACGAGAAUCUGGUGAGCGAGCUUCGUGACAUGUGGCCGAGGGGUGAAGUAUCUGAUGCCGAACAUCAAGUAAUCGGUACAGCUAUUAGGCAACUCAACUAUGUUACAAAAGGCUACUACUGGUGCAACAAUGCUCUUCUUGUGGUCUUCCUGUGUCCUCCAUUUGUUGACUUAGCGAAAAUGUGGAUGGGAUAUGAUGGCAAAUAUAUCUUGCCUUUCUUCUACUGGUUCCCCUUUGAUCCCUUUGAACAUGGUUACACAGUAAUUCUAGCGGCGCAAACUUGGCAUGGUUUAAUAACGAUAUGGUUCAUGUUAUCGGGUGAUCUUUUGUUCUGCAUAUUCCUGAGCCACAUAACAACCCAAUUUGAUCUGCUGUCAGUCAGGAUACAAAGACUAGUCUAUGUCGACGUAGACAAACAACUUGUAGAUACAUACCCACUUGGAGAAUACUGUAAGAACUAUGCAAACAAUCACAAACAUAUAGUAGACUCGUUCAGUGAUAACGAAUGGAGUGUUUUGCACAAGCAAGAGCUAAAUAAAAUAAUUUUGAGACACCAUGCAUUGAUAAGGCUUGCAGGUGAUGUAGAACAUAUGUUCAGCUUUGCUCUUCUAGUUAACUUCUUCAACAGUUCCAUCAUCAUAUGUUUCUGUGGAUUUUGUUGUGUCAUAGUGGAAAAGUGGAACGAACUCGUUUACAAGUCAUUCCUAACAACAGCGUUAUCACAAACAUGGCUUCUGUGUUGGUAUGGACAAAGGCUUUUAGAAUCUAGCGCACGAGUGUCAGACGCUCUGUACGAGUGUGGAUGGUAUAAAGCCGCCCAGAAUAUUAAGAGCUCUGUACUCAUCAUGUUGCAUAGGUCUCAAAAAGAUAUCCAUGUCACAACAUAUGGGUUUUCAGUUAUUUCACUGUCAAGUUAUACAACGAUCAUCAAAACUUCUUGGUCUUACUUCACUCUACUACUGAAUAUUUAUAAAAAUUAA
Arctia plantaginis is the source of this 1167-nucleotide messenger RNA. Lineage: Eukaryota; Metazoa; Arthropoda; Insecta; Lepidoptera; Erebidae. The record is from the annotation of a GenBank genome assembly.